Amoebophrya sp. A120 is the source of this 8945-nucleotide messenger RNA. Lineage: Eukaryota; Dinophyceae; Syndiniales; Amoebophryaceae. The record is from the annotation of a GenBank genome assembly.
UUGCGACGACGACUUCCAAAUCUCUUAUUGCCGGUUUAUUGUCAACAUCAACAAUCAACAUCAGCCAGCACUGUCAUAUCAAUUGCCAUGGCAAUCAAGAAAGGCACUGCAGGCGGAGCGAAGGCUCCGACCUCCGGCCCCACGGCCGCUAGGGCCAAGUCCCCUCCCAAAGUGCAGACGGACGUGAGCAGCAUGUCUGCCACACGCGUCAUGUGGUCUGUUGCGACCCCGAUUGCGGGCGCGGGGCCCAUAUGGAUUGCAAAAGUGUCGUACUCGUAGUAUUGCAAUACAAAAUAGCUCAGCAUGACAGAUGGAAUUUCUCAUGCUGAUUUAGCUGGGAAAAGAAAUUUGUCUUGCAUGACUGCGUUUUUGAGUACGAGUGCGACAUUUUUGCACAGGAUAGCCCACGGGCAUGAAGAAGAAUUUCCAACCGGCACCCCGGUCCAGCGCCGCGGAGAUAUCCGCAGUAAAAAAUUUCCCGUACACGUAGACGUACAAAUGCAUUUUCUGCAUGACAAAACUUGCCUUCAAUCCUAGUCUAGCAUGACAAGUUGGACACUGCAAGCUAGCGAAAUUUGUCAUGCAUUUUGUACAUGUACUGGAAAUUUACAUUGCAUACGAGACUGCGAAGCCGAACGCGCAACAGGAAAAAGCGGCCUUGCACGAGCAGCGGGUCAAGGAUUUGCAGCUGGUGCAGCAGAUGGCGCAAAAGAACCAGAUUUUGUUGCCGCAGCUGUUGUGGUCGAACGACACCAAGAUUCAGUCCCUGUUCGAGCUCGUCGUGGAGAAGAAUAAGGAGGAGGCAGCUGCUGCGGAGGGUAUGAUUCUGAAAAUCAACGAGACGAUCACGAAGCAAAACCCCUGGGCCAUGCGCCAGUUCCUCAAGAACAAACUCAGUAUCUACUUCGACCCCGUGCUCGCGAAACCCCAACAGAAACAGCUGGCGUUGCUAUGAACUACAAAAGCAUCGUACUAGUAGGAAAAGGAAUUGCAUUACAAAUUUCCUCAGCAUGACAAAUGCAAUUUGUCAUGCAGAUUUGCCUUGGGAACGAGAUUUGUAAUGCAUACAUGCAGUACAACGAUACUUUUGCACAGGAUAGUUGCAAUGUCUCGACAACAUGCUCACCACCGGGGGUAUCAGAAGAGAGAAAAGCGAGGAUGAACAACUCUGUCAAGUUGUAGAACAUCAUUGAUGUUCUACAUGAUGGUCGUGUGAAAAUGUUGCAGUUGCUUCAACAACAGUUGGCUUCAAGCUUGUCAUGCUAGAAACAAACCCACAGCCAGGUCCGUGAUAGGUAGAUGUACUAAAAUUAAAAUGGACUACUUCUCUCGUCCGCGUGUUCCACGACGCGAGGUGCACUGCUCGUGGAAUUAGUGCACAUUGCGGAAAGUGCGAGUUGCUGCACCAUCCAACACGAUCAUGAAAUCAUGCGAUGCAGCCGGAGGAGGUGCAACUGCAAAUUAACGAAAAACGAAGUUUUACAAAUUUGACACAGAGGUUGAGCUUCACAGGGCUUUUCUCUCCUUCCAUAUCCCGCGUCACCGCCUCGGAAGUUCUUGGGUCGGAGCUGUGCAAUAUCAAACAAGAAAGUGUUAACGUUAACGGUUUCCACCGCAGAUGGCAGUCAUGCAUUACAAAUUUUGCCUUCGAUGCAUGCUACGCAGUACAAAUUUGGGCGCCUUUUCUGAUGCAUUACUGCAUCACAAAUUCCCUUACGUUAACACUUUUCCUUGUGAUAUGCAAUUUAAUCCCCAUUCUCACCCCUGGUUUGACGCAGGACCUGAAGGUGGGAAAAUUUGCCGCGAAAGUCCUGCAAGCGUUGCUGAAGUGCUGCAACAACACGGACCUCAUCAACGGUACCUGCGUGCAGCCCGGGGAAUCGAACGUUCUGGAGCAAAACAAAACGUUUCUCGUACCAAAUGUAAAAAUGUCUGGGUCUGGAAGACUCAUGCUGUUUUUGCAUGACACAGAAGGUCUGGCAUGGAAGCUCUAGCGUCACAGGUUUACUCGAGAAGCUUCCGCAAUGCCGAACCCGCAUGAGAAGUCCCCCACUUUAGUGACAGAAAGUGGGCAGCACUUAUUGCUACCUGUGCAUGAGAGAUUUUUCUGUGUUCUAAAAUGCGCAUCACAAGUUUGUACUUAUUCUUCCAGACCCAGACAUAUUUGCAAUCCAUAUCUCGACUACGCCUACGAUUGUGCGGUGUCGAACAACAUGAAAAAAGACCUGCCGGUGAUCAUCGAAGCCUUGGUAUCAAAAGGAAAAAACCCGCCUCCCCACAUUGAAAGCGCAUCCGUCUGAAAAUUUGUGAUGCAGAUUUGUGACCACGAAUCCAAUCCUGUCUGUCUUGCAAGAGGGCAGGCCCAGAGAGUCCGCCACAUGUAGGCGGUUUGUGAUACAACUGCUCAGCUUACAGCAUAGACAUUUGACAUGCUAGGCCCCGAAAUCAAAACCGCUCCGCUCAGGCUUGCCAUAUGCCUGCAGUCCUCUACUGCAAGACAGACCCGAUCUGUGUACGAAAAUCCAGCAUCAGAAAAAUCGUUUCGAUAUGGGGAGGGGGGAUUUUUCCUUUUGAUACGUGGCCGGCUGUUUAUUUGUGCAGAAAGUGGAACCGCCCGCACUGUCCGUGAUGAUCCCCGUUUUCAAAGCGGGGCUAAACGCGAAAGACGAGAAGGUUGUCCGCCGCACCACGAAAAUCCUGGAAAACAUGGCCAAACUCGUGGACAUAUCCUGUGCAAAAGUAUCGUACUCGUAUUGCAGUCGUGCAUUACAAAUCUUUCUCUUAAGGCAAAUCAGCAUUACAAAUUUUAUCUCUCACGCUGAGGAAAUUUGUAAUGCAUUUAUACGAGUGCGAUACUUUUGCAAUUCAUAGGACAGCGAGAAGGAAGACGCCUACCCCUUGAUCACGCACGUGCUGCCCCUGCUAGAGCAGAAGUUGGAUACGGUUUCCGAUCCGGAAGUCCGGACCCAACUGCUACACGCCGACAUGGUAUUCCGGAGUUUGACCAAGGGCCAGCGGAUCGCCGCGGACGUCCGCGGAGAGUUUGUCUAUCUCGGCCCGGUUGUGAACAUCAUGAAGGUGCUGACCAAUUCCGCGCCGCAAGCGGUGCAGCAGAUUGCCACCGACAAGGCGAAGCUGGAGCACCUCCAGGAGGCCAUUGCGAGUCUGAUGGCAGCAAAGAACCAGUCGCAAAACGACUGGGAGAAGGUGAUAUCAAAUGCAAAAAUGUCUGCAUCUGGAAGAAUACAAGUUUGUCAUGCUUGGCCGGUAAUACAAAAAAGUAUGUGAUGCUUGUUGCGCAAAAACGCCACUUGUUUGUCAUGCAAAGAGGCCAUUUGUCAUGCGCUUUGCGCUGGGCAUAGCCGCUCAGAAACUUGUCAUGCGCAGCUCCGCAACACAGUUUGCGUAUCAUUCGGACAUUAGCAUGACAACUUUCCAGAUCCAGACAUAUUUGCAAUGCAUAGGUGACCAGUGUGUGCAACAUUUCGAAGACGGAAACCCGUAUCUUGAUGUCUUCGCUGCGGAAUUUAUCAAAGGAGAAAACGCCCCUACUGGAUCAUAACGAGUUUUAUUUCUACGAUUUGCAUGUUGUUGUUGUGUCUGGUGUUUCCCGGCGGCCAUUCAUUUGCAACAGGUGUUGCAGACUGACACAAGAAAUCCACAGGCAGUUCUCUACUUUCCAUGCCGCGAGGCAUUUGUGCAAUAGCGAAUACAAAUGCCAUGCAUAAUUCCUGAUUGAUGUGGAUCUCAAAAAUCUAUUCGUGAUCGUGAGCUCGUUGUGCCUCAUCCUUUUUCCAAGCAUAACCCUUCAAGAACAUGUUCGACGACAUCGAAGACGAGUACACCAUUGUCGAUGAUGAUCCGAAGCAGCCCACGCUGUACCAAGGCAACUUCACCCUCGCGUUCGGAACUUCGAUCCUGCUGAAUAUGGAGGGAAAAAAGUAAAUAUAUUGCUUCGCUCCUGUAUUGGGCGCCGACGUGUGUUAGAUAGCCCAGCAUUAGCUUCUACUCUUCUGGAAAAGUUCGCACGUGUGCAGAUUUUUUCAUCUUUCAUGCGAUGUUGAGGGUAACUCGUCAUGCGAGUCUUCAUUGUGCAAUCGCCGUUAAACAACACCGCGACAAAAGUAAGUUGUGAAGCAUUUCCUGUUUUUUCCUCACCAUACCCAAGGACGCGAACCUAUUGCUGAAACAGUCCCGGUUCUAUGGCCUGGUGGGUCCUAACGGGUGCGGAAAGACCGCCUUUCUACGGGCCGUGGCCAACGAUAAAUUGCUUGCCGCGACCGACGGCGGCCAAGCUACGGGCGCGAACAAGAACAUGAAAAUUGUUUUGGUCGAGCACGAUAUCGACGAGGAAGAAAAAAUCCAGCCGGGGCAGACGGAUCAAGUGUACGCGCAGAGCGUGAAAACGGUGGGCGACCUCACUGGUGUGCAAUACGUGCACUGGGUCGUGAACUACAAAUACCACACGAAGGUAUCCGUCGCGGAAUGCGAAAAGCUCCUGGUCGGGGUGGGCAGGUACUUAUUCGUUCUUGUGGCAGGAGCAUGAUGUCCAUGACCUAUGACUUUGAAUUCAUGAAUUUCGUAUUUAUACGUUAGUAAAGAAAUUUUAAUGAGAAGUCGAACGUCGAAACGUUAACGUAGGACUGCAAGAACUCGGCAAGAACUCGUGAUGGUGUAAAUAUCAAAGGCUCAUCAAAAAAAUCUUCAAAUGAAUACACCUCCUAACUACAGUUUCGGCCCCUCCAACUCCACCCCCACGGACAAGACGAAAGCCACGUGCGGGCAAAAGUGGCUGACCUAUUCCGGUUAUGCACUACAAAAGUAUCUUCGUGCUCCUAGUAUUGCAAUACAAAUUGACUCAGCAUGACAAAUGGAAUUUUUCAUGCUGAUUUAGCUUGAAAAAGAAAUUUGUAAUGCAUAGACAAAUGCAUUAUAUGCAAUUCGUACGAGUGCGAUAGUUUUGCUCAGGAUACCGGUGGUUGGCGCAUGAAGAUGCAGUUGUUGGCGGCCCAGAUUGCGAAACCGGACCUCUUGCUACUCGACGAGCCAACGGGCCAUAUGGACACCAGCAAUCAGGACUGGAUGCAAAAGUGGCUGAACUCCUUCGUGACCUCGGAGAAAAAGACCGUCAUUUCCGCGAGCCACAACUUGAAUUGGCUGGCAACCACCGUGAAAAUGACCGACCUGAUCUACUUCACCAACACCGCAGGCGGGGGCAUGAGCCUGAUGUUCAAGCUCCGGCAAUUUCACGGGUCGCUGAAUAUCAAAUGCAAAAAUGUCUGGGUCUGGAAACUUGUGAUGCUAAAACGUGCAUGAUGGAAAGGCUUCCGAAUGCAGCCCAGCAUGACAACUUUCCGGAGCGCUUUCUCAUAAGUAGGUAGUCUGCAUGAGAAACUGCGUUCUUGCACGACAAAAAUGGCUGCGGCUUUUGUCGGUUAUGCAAUACAGAUUUCCCAGGAAUGUAAAGCUAGCAUUACAAGUUCCAACUUUCCAGACCCAGACAUAUUUGCAUUUGAUACUGAAGGAUUUUGCGCAAAAAUAUCCCAAAGAAUGGGAAAAAAUCGUGGCGACAGCCGAGAAACAGCCGGGGGGCAGGGGUAGUAUGGGCGACGUUUUAGGAGCACAGAAAGUCGGUGGUGCAGCAGCAGCAGCAGCAGACGCUGGAUCUCCGCAACAAGAACAGAAUAAAAUCGUUUUCCCGCAACCCGGUCCGUUGCAGGGCAUCACCUCGAAGACGAAGCAGAUUCUGAAAAUGGACAAGGUCAGCUUCGCCUACACCGGGGACAGUGCUGCGGGUGGAAAAAACGCCAGCAAAACCAAUGUCGUGAACGAAGUGUCACUGCAACUCUGUUUGAAAUCCCGCGUCGCGGUGGUUGGCCCGAACGGGGCGGGGAAGACGACUCUGAUGAAGCUCUUACUCGACGAACUCCAGCCGAACUCGAAAACCAACAACGCGUCCUUCCGGGCGCAAAACAAGAUUUUCCGCCACCCGGAGCUGCGGAUUGCGUGCGUGGCGCAGCUAUCCUGUGCAAAAGUAUCGUACUCGUUGUAUUCGUAAUCAUGCAUAAUUACAAAUCCUCUCCUUAAGGUCAAUCCGCAUUACAAAUUUUAUUUCUCAUGCUGAAAGCAUUUUUUUAUAUUACGAGUGCGAUACUUUUGCAGUUCAUAGCAGCAGGCGCUGCACCACUUGGACCGGCAUUUGGACGAAACGCCGUUUAAAUACAUGCAGUGGCGCUUCGAAGGCCUUAACGAUCGCGAAAACGAGCUAAAUCGGAUCGCUGGUAGUUACACUGACUGUAUUUUAGGUUUUGCUGCACCAGAAACUACUAAAACAUCUGAAUGUAGGGUCAUGUUUUCAGUUUCCAUCAUUACGUUUUCAUCUUAGCCACUACAUCUUCUACGCACAAACAAAGCUGCGCGAUCGCAAAAUAAAUCACCAUAUUCUGAUCAGGUGCGAUGGCAGCGCCCCCGGAACCUUCCCCUGACGUGGUGAACAUUGCUCCCUUCGGUUGGACGGUCGCGUACCAGCCCACGGCCAUCGUCCGGCCGGUGAAGUUCAAUCCCAAGACGAACCAGCCGCUCGAGGUGGCGCGGAAGCUCGUCGCGAUUACCGACCGCCGGAAAAACGGUGCGAACAACGGGUACGACUAUCAGACGACGUGGGAGGGAAAUUUCGUGCCCGUGGACACGAUUACCAACGUGUGGGUCUCGCGGGAGCAGCUGGUGGAGAUGGGUUUGGAUAUGCAUUGCAAAAGUAUCGUACUCGUACCAAUGCAUUACAAAUUUCCACCUCAGCAUGAGAAAUAAAAUUUGUGAUGCUGAUUUCCCUUGAGAAAAAGUAGACUUGUAAUGCAUGAUCGCAAUACGAGUACGAUGCUUUUGCUGUGCAUAUUGGAAAAUUUAGCGCAACGCGAGGACGAGCGCCGCGCGGCGGAAAAGGGGUUAUUAAACAUGGUGCUGACCCAGCAAAAUGUAGAGGAGUUCUUUUUCAAUUUCGGGUUGUCCAAGGAAGAGGUCUCCUUCACGCCGAUUGGCAAGCUCGCCGCUGGACAGAAGGCAAAACUGGUGCUCGGGGCCUCCAUGUGGCUGCACCCCCAUGUGCUGGUGCUGGACGAACCGACGAACUAUUUGGACGCGAAGGGGCUGGAGUCCCUCAUUUCCGGGCUGGAAACGUUCGGCGGUGGCGUGUAUGCAUUGGAAAUUUGGCUGGGUCUGGGUUUGCGUUUGUGAUGCGAGGAUCUUAGAAGAUUUGUCUUGCAUGAAGACGAGGAUUGGCUACCUUUUUUGUCGUGCUGAAAAAGGGUAGUUUGUAGUGCUAAUAAACGCGCUCGCAAGCGUACUCGCACUUGAGUGUAGUAGAAGCCACAGAAAAUAAACUCACCAUGCUAGCGCAGCUAUGUCGUGCAAGCGGCCAGCGCCCUGCAAUGCCAAUGCGAGUACAUAUCAGCAACACAAAUUUAUUCCCAACCCAGCAAUGUUUGCAAUGCAUAGCGUGAUCAUGGUGUCGCACAACGAGCAAUUUUUGCAAAAGGCCGGGUUUCUCGGUGCGACGGGAGAGUGCUGGCGCAUGACCCUGGAUGGCAAGCUCACUCGCGAGGGCCUGCUCGCGGAGCAGCACGAGAAGGUGCACGGCCCGCUGUCGCGCCAGGGGUCCCGGGCGAGUGACUUGUCGAGUAGAUUGUCCUCCAGUAUCACGGAUGGGUACGGUAACACUUUGAACGUGCCUGAGCCCGGCAGCAAGGGCACCUCGAAGCUGAAGAAGGAGAAAAAGAAGCAGAUUCGCGAGUUACAAGUGUCCCUGGGGGCGGACGAACUGACGGAAGCCGCGAAAAUGGAAAUGCAGGACCGCAUGAUGAUUCUGAAAAAGCCCGAACUGAUGGGAACGCUGGUGCAGGUGGAGGCGUGAAGAUUAAUUACGGUUUUUGAUAUCGACGCCGCUUUAUUUUCGUUUUUUAAAUUACCUCUUCCCAAUGAAUCAGUGUAGGUCCUCUGACCGCCACGCUCGCAGCUGAACACCUACAACGAAGCUGGUUCGUGAAGUUUUAUGUGUAAGAAAAUCUACUACUAGAAGAUCAUGAUCUACGUCUGCCUCUGCCUCGACAAGACCGUAGCUGGUCAAAAUGCAAUCGUGGAAGUCACUGCCGCUCCAUUGCGGCUUGAUGACACCCGCGACCUCGAGUCCUCUACGCACAGUCACUCAGAGGUCUGUCUUCUGAAGAAAUAAACAUGCAGCAAUAGCUUUUCAAAUCGCUGUUGUUGCCCCUCGGUAGUUGCCGUGGUGUUUUUUCUUUGGAAAGAGAAGUUAGGUGAGGCGAAGAAGCAGGCAGUAUUUUUCUGUUUUGAUUAUAGAAGUUGUCCAAAUUGUGGUAUGAUCACUUUUUGUUUUUACGUAGUUCUAUUGCAUGAUUAUAAAUUGCCUACAGGUUGACAUAGUCAGCAAUUAGCAUUUCAUAUUUCAUCACCUGUAUACAGGAAUUUUCUUCCACCUUUCUACGAAGAGUUUUGGCACAGUACGACUCGCGCGUUUUCGUGUCCCACCAUUUUGGCGCGACAAGAGAACCCUCACGGGAAAAAACUACCUUUUACCUCCAAAAUCACAAAACCAAGAUAGUCAUAUUAAGUACUUACAUAGAUACACGUCUGCAACAUUUUGAAUGCUCGCGCAACUGUGAGUUUGUGUUUGACAUAUGAAGUUUUGUCUAGUUUUUCUUUUUUCAGAAGAAUGGCACGACGUAAAAACUUAAACUUUUGAGACCGAUGAACUUUAGUGAAAAGCGAAAGCUGCAGCACGAAGAUGACAGCUGGGCACGUGGACCUCAGCACAAAGGGGUAGGUACUUAGAGCACUUGCUUGCUUUAUGUUCACCGAGCGGCCAUGUACAUCUACAUUUUGAAGUUGAUGCUUCAUCAGCUUCAGCCGUGUGCGAGAACAAGCAGGCAGGUGCU